Messenger RNA from Betta splendens (Siamese fighting fish), 1229 nucleotides. It is a transcript of the gene masp2, whose product is annotated as MBL associated serine protease 2. The transcript is spliced from 6 exons. Bases 120 to 1037 code for a protein of 305 amino acids. The record is from RefSeq and is a predicted model, not a curated record. NCBI's taxonomy places the organism in Eukaryota, Metazoa, Chordata, Actinopteri, Anabantiformes, Osphronemidae. Gene Ontology annotation, molecular function: calcium ion binding; serine-type endopeptidase activity.
UCGGCGUGUUUGCCCAAACGUUGACCGGCCUGGACAGCUGGGUUCAUUCACCCCCAGAGCGUCAGGAGCCAGCCAUCACAAAACCCGGCGAGUCCCCGCGCAGCGCGAGGCGAACAGACAUGAGCAGCGGCCGCUACGUGUUCGUCCUGGUUCUCCUCGCCCGCGUCUCGCUGAGCGUGGACGUGGGCGGGCCGUACGGCAGCCUCACCUCCCCGGACUUCCCCCGGCCGUACCCCGACCGCCAGCGCGUGGUGUGGAACAUCACGGUCCCGGAGGGCCACCGGGUCAAACUCUACUUCACUCACUUCAGCGUGGAGCCGUCCGACCGGUGCGAGUACGACUACGUGCAGGUUCUGGCGGAAGGGAAUGAGACCCUGCGGUUCUGCGGCGAGGAGGAGAAGAGGUCUGAGAGCAGCCCGAGGAACACCGUCAUCCUGUCCGCUGCGAACCGGAUGUCAGUGGUUUUUAGGAGCGACUACUCGAACGAAGGCCGAUUCACGGGCUUCCAAGCGUUUUACACCGCGGAAGAUGUCAACGAAUGUCUGUCCAAGGUGGACGGGGAGAGGGUGUGCGACCAUCACUGCCACAAUUACAUUGGUGGCUAUUACUGCACGUGCCGACAAGGACACCUUCUCCAUGACAACAACAGGUCCUGCACAGUGCCGUGCGCCAGCCAGGUGCUGACGUCGCCGACAGGGGUUCUGAGCAGCCCAGGCUACCCGAGCCCCUACCCCCCCAUGAGCCGAUGCGACCACACCAUCCGUUUACCCGAGGGCCACCGGGUCGUGCUGGACUUCCUGGACCCUUUCGAUGUGGAGGGACACCCAGACGUGCCCUGCCCCUACGACACGCUGAAGGUUUGGACUGCCGGGCAGGAGUACGGGCCUUUCUGCGGACAGAGGCCUCCAGCCAGGAUAGACACAGGGAGCUACGAGGUGCACGUGAGCUUCAGGUCUGACAGCAGUGGGAAAAACAAGGGGUGGAAGAUCAGGUACAUCAGUAAAGCUGAAUCCAUCCGUUUACCUGGAGAUGUGUAGUUUAAGUAACUUUAGACUGUGGCAACUAUUUGAACACUAUUUGAUCAUGCACAUACAUGAACUCUAAUUAGUUUCUAAAUCUGUCUUCUUUGCUGAGGCACCGCUGCAAUCUCAUUUUUAAACUGCCUUGGUUUCAUUUCUGUAUUAUAUGAUUCGAUUUAUUAAUUAAAACAGCUUUCAUAUACUAUAUUA